This is a messenger RNA of Psylliodes chrysocephalus, 1748 nucleotides long. The record is from the annotation of a GenBank genome assembly. NCBI's taxonomy places the organism in Eukaryota, Metazoa, Arthropoda, Insecta, Coleoptera, Chrysomelidae.
AGUUCAUUGAGUUAGACCAGCAAAACAAAUACAUGGCAACGCCGAAAUGGAAUCCGUACUGUAAAUAGGCGCUCAUCUUUUUGACUUUGACAGUAGUUUGACGUUACUGACAUUACUAUUACCAUUGUUUACAUUUUCAAUGUUGUUAUUUGUUAAUUGUUUGCCAAAAGAUACAAACCAUCUACAUCUGAAACUAAAUUAUUUUGAAAAAUAUGUAGAGUAGAUAUUAGUAUUGAAUUAUAUUCAAUUAUUUAUCAAUUUCCAAUCAGUUUAGAAUUUAUUGAAAAAGUAAAUGGAACUGAAUUUAAAAAUAUGUCUAAAAAAGAAACAGCAACAUUAUUAUUACCCCAGCCCCAAGCGAUUAAAGUGGAACCAAUUUUUAACAACGCAGGCGAGGAUGCAUUCAUGGAAAAUUUAAUUACUUGUGAUUAUACUACUUCUAUGGAUAUAAAGCAAGAAAUAGGUGAUGAAAGUGUGGCUAUAGAUAAUGUUCCGAAUAAUAAAUUUGAACUGAUAGUUAUAGAAAAAGGUGAUAGUUAUCAUCAAGAUGGUGAGGCAGACAUGGAUAUUAAUAGUACAACUGCUGGAAAUUUAAUUAAAAAUUAUAAUAAAUGUUCUAUAGAAAUAAAACAAGAAAUCUGUGAUGAUGUAGAUGUUAUUCCUAAUAGUGAAACUGAACCAAUAGUUAUAGAAAAAUGUGAAUUUUGUCAUGAAGAAUUUUUCUCCCCGAAACUCAAGGAAGACCACAUAGACGUACAUCUAAGCGAAAAUAUUACUUGCCCCGUAUGUAAUAAAAGUUUCAAAACUAAAGGCGACUAUUUAAACCACUAUCCUAUCCACCAGUCGCAAAUAUCUCCUUCUAAUGAUUCUUUUGAAUGUAGCACAUGCCUAAAAACGUUCGUCAAUAAACAAAAUUUAACAUUUCACGUAAAAAUACACCAAUUGACUGCUUUUCAAUGCCAAGAAUGUUUUAAAUGCUAUACGAGAAAGGAUGAUUUGAUUAUCCAUAUGAGGGUGCACAGUGGAGAGAGACCGUUCAAGUGUAAAGAAUGUUUGAAAACUUUUACACAAAGAGGAAAUUUAAGGAGCCAUACAUUGACACAUUUGGGCCAAAAAGAACAGUGUCCCUUCUGUUUAAAAUUAUUUUCCAAACAGAGUUUAAAGAAACACGAAAAACGCCACAAAGAGAAACCGAAAUUUUCCUGCGAUUCAUGUCCACGAAGUUUCUACGUGCUGUCGCACCUGAAGAGACACAUGAUCAGCCAUACGGGUGAAAAAAUGUACCAGUGCGAGCAAUGUUAUAAAAAAUUUACCGAGCCACAACAUUUAAAACGGCAUUUGCUUGUUCAUUCAGGUGUCAAGGCAUUCCAGUGCGAUUUUUGUUUUAAGAAGUUCACCGAAAAAUCUCAUUUGAAGAGUCACAUGAAGAACAACCAUUCGUCCGAUAAACCCCACGCAUGCCCCGUUUGCUUUAAAGGUUUCAGAAAGAAGUCCGACGUGACGAAUCAUGUACAGAAUCAACACGUUCAGGAGAAGAUUUUCAAGUGUUUGCUGUGCGGACAAGGUUUUUGUAAGGAGUUUUUCCUUAGAAUGCAUUUGAAGAGCAAACAUGGUGAUAUUAAAACGGAUAAUGUAGAAGUUAAAGGUGAAUUUUCGGAAGUGGCUAAAAAGAGUACCUAGAUUACGUUUAAAUUUUUAUAAAAAAACAUUUUAUUUGAGAAAAUAAAAUUUCCUUUGUUUUUAUGUCC